GGUUAUAUUUUCGUUCGCAGCUGCUGACAGAUCCUUAAGAUUGUUUAUGAAACCUCGUAUUAUUAUUUAAGAUUUUCAUUUUCAAAAAGCUACACGUAAAUGUUACAAUGGCUAAGUAUUCGACAUCUUGGUAUAUUCUCGCCAUGGGGUUACUUAAUUUAAUAACCAAAACACAUCUAACAACACAAGACAACAGCCAUGGAUAUAUCACGAGUAGUGAAAGAUAUUUCGAUGACUUCACCUUCGUUCAGAGGGAAAUAUCAUCAGGUUUACGAUCUGAUUAUGUUGGGGAUAACUCAAAGUUUCAAAUUAAGUUUGAUCCAGCCACACUGGAUUUCAGGCAGAGGCCCUUGGGAGUUCCACAUAUUAAGAAAGUUCAUCUAUUCAACUAUGAUACGAAUAAAAGUAUUGAUAUGACCUCUAUAUCCGGAAGUACAGUACACUUUCACAGUUCGUUUUUCUAUGACAAGAAAAUCCCUCCAAUGGGUAACACAAGCUUCAAUGUUGUGUUUCUUGGAAGAGAAGAGGGGUUUCUAGAAAGUUGUUUAUUCAUCCACACUACCAGUGGUCACUUCAAAUAUAAUGUUAAAGGGGUGAGCGUUUACAGCCCAUACUUUCUUCGUCCAAUAGUGAAUAUCAAGUUACCUGUGAAUGCAACUUUUGGACCAUUAAUUUAUUUACACAAUCCACAUUCUGAACCCAUACAGAUUGUGGAAGUUUAUACAAGCGGAGAUGACUUCCAUUUAGAGCUACCGUCAGGAAAUCGAGAGGGUCCUAAAAAUAUUUGGGAGAUCGCACCAUUUGAAACAAAAGCAGUCAUUAGGGUUAAGUUCUCAGGAAAAGUUGAAAGGAAUCAUACCGCUUAUGUGAGAAUAAAAUUGAACAUAACAGAGGAGGUACUUAUUGUGCCUCUAGAAGUUGAAGUUGGACCUAGAGGAGGAAUAUUCUCUCCGCAAGGUUAUGUUGAUUUUGGGAUUGGAGGAACUAUGGAUGAACCAAAGACGAUCAAACUUUGUCUUUAUAACCCUUUCACGAAACCCGUGAAAAUACAGAGUAUAAGCAUAAAGUCCAAGGCAGUAAAGUUGGAGUACAGACCUUCAGUUGUCAUUCCUACAGGAAAGUCCAAAGGCGGUUGUGCAAAUGUUGCCAACCUCACAGUAGACUGGAAGAAAGCUUUCAAAAAUCAAGACUUCACUGGAAAAAUUGUAGUGAAGUACAGAAAUGGGAAAAGCACAGCCGAAAUUCCUUAUCAUGUCACCGUAUUGGACGGUGGCAUAGUAUUCGAUAGCCAAGCCACAAAGUACUUCACAAAUGACAAAUCGAAGAACUCAUUGCGUCAUAUCAAAAUAAAGAACGUAUUCAAAUCGUCCAUAAAAAUAUUGAACCUCACCUUGGGAGAGGAAGUUAAGAAGUAUUUCAAGAUACAUAACUUCAAAACCUUGACAUUGAAAUCACAAGAAGAAGCAAUAGUUUUUUCUUCCGAUCUUAAAGCAGGAGUCAAGCUUGAGAACUUGCAAGUGAAUUCUCACAUUCGACUUGUUUCCAACAUCUCAACCGUUACAAUACCGUUUAUGAGUUACGGAGGAACACUUAAAUUGUAUUUACCAUUUAAGAGCAAAGAUUAUUCUCUAGAUGUGGGCCUCAUUAGCUUCAAUACGAAAAAAGAAGUCAACUUCUUAGUUCUCAACGACAACCCUGUAAAUAUACAAGUGAGAGCUAUAAAAACUUCUAUUCCUCUCACCAGCACCACUAUUGUGGGAUGCGGCAGGGAGAAUCCCAAAACAGCUCUCUUUCAACAUUCAUUCGAGAAUCUACAUGCUUGUAAUACCCUCAAACCUAACGAGUACGCCAUCUUGAAAUUGGUAGUUCAAACGGCUAACAAUGAAGGUCACGUGUGGGGGGAAAUACAGAUCGAAACGGACUACGAAAAUCUCUCGAUUCCAGUCCAAUUCAAGGUUGCAGCUGGAAAGUUGGAGAUAGGCCCAGAUCGUCUGGUUUUUGACCAGUGUUUCCCGGGGAAAAUAUGCUCGCAUCCUCUGAAAGUUUACUCGACUUUCAACGAACCAAUGAUUAUAAAGGAUAUUAUAAGCCUACCGCCUGAUCCUCGUCUACAUGGUAGGCACGCUGGUCACAUUUUGCCUCAUACUACCAAAAUUGUUGGUCAUCUGUAUUUAAAUCCUAAUAUUGGUUGUGGGAACGAAUGUUACACAGGACUACAUCAGGAUUUAUACAAUCAAUGGCUGAAAACUCUAAUGCUGCCAAAAUCAGUGGUGAAUUUCGAUCUCAACUUAUUCAACACCUUCUACAACAGAUUCCUGAACAUAACCUCGAAUGGGAUGAAGAAGUGGCAAAAUCUAACCCUUCGUCUUGACACUUCGGAAGUAAGGAGUCACAUGUUCAAGACAAGGGUAAAAAUGAGCUGGCCAAGCCUGAUUCACGGCACUCCUGAUAAUAAGUCCGUAAUUUCGUUUCCUCUCACACAAAUCGGAAACAUAACCUAUAGAAACAUAACGAUAAAAAACCCAUCCAGUAAUUCCCUGAUAAUUCAGAUACUUUUGGACAAGGUGUAUCCUAACAUUGAACUUCUAUAUGAGGGACUGCCUUCGGCUAGUCUGCCCGAAUACGUUCCUCCAUCCAACGCAGACAACUUUUUCUACGUGAAAAAUGGCUUCGAACUUAAAAAGUUCUCAGAAAAGAUAAACGUAAAGGUGCAUUCUUCUACCUUACCUUUAUUCAUGAAACCAGGCGAAAAUUUCACACUUUCAAUAGGAUUUCGUGGUGAGAAAGUGGGGGAGUUCUCAUCGUUGCUCUUCUUCAGGAACAAUCUCACAGUUAUGGAAAUACUGAGACUGAAAGGAAGAAGUACAGAACCCAUUUUCAGAUUCGGAAAUAGGAGACCGGGGGCCGCUCAACCCUUGCUAUUCGAAUUCACAGAGAAGCACGUCAAAGAGUGCGAGAGAGACAACAGACACUUCAGAUAUCAGAAUCCGAACAUUGCGAUAAAAAGAUCGUUCACAGCAAGAAAUACCGGUGAAAUUCCUAUAGUUAUCAGAAGUUUUUAUAUAAAUGACGUACUUUGCGAAGGAUAUGGUUUUAAAGUUUUGAACUGCAUGCCUUUUGUUCUUCCAGCAAACGGAACAAAAAAGAUAGAUAUUGAGUUCACGCCGGACUUCACCUUGGCGAAAGUUUUACGUUCUUUGGUUUUAGAAUCAAGCUGCAACAGUAAUAUAAAUUAUACCCUACAGGCCACCAUUCCGUCGUACUAUAUAUCGGUGUGUUCCAGUAUGAUACCCAGGCCAGCCUGGGAGUGGUACUUAGGGUACGUCGCUGCUAUAUCUUUGUCCCUCACUUUGAUCUUCGGUGUAUUCAUAGCUAUAUUAGAUGCAGAAAAAUUCAAGAGGCAAAUGUACGAUAUCAUUCUAGCCAGUGGUCCCAGUGUUCAGCCAGUCUUGGAUUUAAGGUUAGUAGGUCAACAAGUGAGGGAAGAAGUGAAAAAUACAAAAAUGGAGUCAAAUAAUGACAUUCCCAAAAUUGAAGUGAAAACCACAAAUAAAGUAGAACCUAAGAUAAAAAAUGAAGUAGAACAAAUACAGGUUGCAGUGCCUGCAGUCCCAAAGGGAAAGAAAAAACUGGGCAAAAAGAUAGAUUAUUCGGAAUUCAUUGGGGCUCCCAAAAAAGAUAUAGAAAGCACUAAGCAAAAGACAAAUGUUGUAGAUAAAAAGGUUAAAGAGGAGGAAAAGAAAUCUAGUCAUAAUAAAGAAAACAAGAAAGUAAUAAGUUCGAAAAAGACAUGUAAAUUGCAAGUGGAAGAAGAAACUUUAUCGUCUACAACAGAAUCUAGUUGUAAUACAGAUGAUAUUCAUGAAGCUAGAGAUAGCAGUCAUGAAGCUAGAGAUAGCAGUCAUGAAGCUAGAGAUAGCAAUCAUGAAGCUAGAGAUAGCAAUCAUGAAGCUAGAGAUAGCAGUCAGAAAAAUUCAAAACAUAAUUUGAAAAAGGUUAUUAAACCCGAUAACGUAUCUAGUAGAACACUAUUAGAAGAAAAUCACAAAGAACAGCCACCUGCUCAAAGUAGAAUAGAGAAAAGAAAAUCUCCGAAAAACACACUAAAAUCCAAAGAACACAUUGAUAACAGCAAAAAUCAAACACCCGUAACUAGAAAUGAAGUAAGAAAGAGAUAUGGAAAGGACAAUAGGGAGAAAAAUACUCCGUGUAAAAAGGCAGUAGAAAGACCCAGUACAAAAACUUCUGACCAUCAGAGUUCUCAUCCAACUUCUGUAUCGCCCACAACCAAAGUGUGGACCGAAAACCGUGCCACUUUCAGUGAUGUCGUUGCUAGGAAUGAUGCUGUAACCAAUAGUCGUCUUGGAAACAAUGCUAACCACUCAUCUAUAUAUGUUGACACACAUAAUCAAACUACAACACCUCUAGGACCUAUUGGAUCAAAGCCUGUCGACUUUUGGUCCAAUGGAGUGAACACAAGUCAUCAUUCGUUGCAGGAACAUCACGUUGAACCAGUGAACAGCUUUUUCUCAGAUUUUCCAACUCAUGAAUCUCAGAAUGCUCCAUCAAAUUUCUCGAAUAACAUUCAGACAAAUACGUGGAGGAACCCAUUGGAAAACCAACAAACCAAUCAGUUUGACUUAUUGGGAGGAAGUAGUGCAAAUUCAUCAUCUUCACAAGAUCAUAUUCCUACAUGGAGUCAUAGUGGCUUUUUUAACACAAACACAUAUUGGAAUGGGAGCAAUGGCACGAGUUUGUUAGGGGGACUCCCUACGAUUAACCUCCCAACUCCCGUAACCACAGCUUCAGGAGCGAUACCAUCAGUACAAAACAGACAAAACGAUUAUACAUCUAAUUCUUCUACAUUGUGGCAACAGUGGACACCUUUCAAUUUACAGACAAGGACUCCACCUGGCUUCCAAAAUAUUAAUCCAAAUACUGUGGGACAAACCGAAAAUCCAGUGACAACGGAAAGUUACAAUCCCUUCUCGAGUAACGUGUGGACGAACAAUAAUAUUUGGAGAUAUUCUGAGGAUUCUUAAGACUUCAGUAUUUGCCAUAAAUUCCCAUAGGCCAUUUGCACUUAUCUUAAGUAAAAACUUGGCUUAUUUUCAAGACUGUUAAAAUACUCAUUUGUUGUGGUCCUCAUCACAACCCUACUAGAAGUGUGAACAUGUUCUACUUUCCUAUUAUAUUGUUUUAUUUCUUUUCAAAAUGAAUUUAAAAGUGUUUAAAAGAA
This is a messenger RNA of Harmonia axyridis, 5239 nucleotides long. It is a transcript of the gene Tmem131, whose product is annotated as transmembrane protein 131. The coding region runs from base 108 to 5042 and encodes 1644 amino acids. Lineage: Eukaryota; Metazoa; Arthropoda; Insecta; Coleoptera; Coccinellidae. Gene Ontology annotation, cellular component: membrane. The transcript has 17 exons. The record is from RefSeq and is a predicted model, not a curated record.